Molecule: messenger RNA, 3705 nt
Organism: Anopheles marshallii
Lineage: Eukaryota; Metazoa; Arthropoda; Insecta; Diptera; Culicidae
Gene: l(2)gl
Product: lethal(2) giant larvae protein
Exons: 7
Coding region: 1-3705 (1234 amino acids)
Biological process (GO): establishment of spindle orientation; regulation of establishment or maintenance of cell polarity; regulation of protein secretion
Cellular component (GO): cortical actin cytoskeleton; cytoplasm; plasma membrane
Molecular function (GO): syntaxin binding; myosin II binding; GTPase activator activity
Source: RefSeq, a predicted model, not a curated record
AUGCUGAAGUUUAUACGUGGAAAAGGCCAACAACCUUCGACGGAACGGCAGAAGCUGCAGAAGGAACUGUUUGCAUUUCGUCGGACCGCCCAGCAUGGCUUCCCACACAAACCAUCCGCCCUGGCGUACGACCCGAAAAGCAAGUUAAUGGCCAUCGGUACUAAUAGUGGCGUCAUCAAAGUGUUUGGCCGUCCCGGUGUAGAGUUUUACGGUCAGCAUACAUCGCCUGGCAACAAUCCGGCCGACUUAAUCGUGCAAAUGCUCGAAUGGAUCCCAGGUACAGGACGGCUUCUGUCGUUAACGGCUUCAAACCAAUUGGUACUAUGGGAACCUGCUGGCACGCUGCUGGUUGCUAUUAAGAACCUGGCCUUUGACGGCAAACUGAAGAAGAUUUCUUCUCUCUGCUGUUCGUAUAUGAAGGACACGGUUUGGAUUGGCACCGAAGGUGGCAACGUGUAUCAGUUCGAUGUGCGCAGUUUCAGCGUAAAAGAGUCUGUUAUCUAUCACGAUGUGGUACUGGAGCAAUUACCCACUUCCUACCGAUUGAAUCCGGGAGCGAUUGAAUCGGUAAAGCAGCUGCCCAACAAUCACAAUUUGCUAUUGAUCGCUUACAAUCGUGGCCUCGCCGUCCUAUGGGAUCUGGAGAGCGCGAGUGUAAAGCAAUCAUUCAUUUCGCCCGGGCACGGGCAAAGUGUGGGACUGUUCAUUGCACAGGAUGCUACGCAGUUCACUUGGUAUCAUGCGGAUGGAUCGUACGCUACCUGGGACUUGGACAGUCCGAUACCACCGGAAAACCAGAAGUACGUCCCUUACGGUCCGGAUCCUUGCAAAGCGAUCGAUCGCUUGAUUCGGGGACAUCGUGGACGGUGUGAGCUGGUUGUCUUUUCGGGCGGAAUGCCUCGGUCGGCUUACGGUGAACAUCAGUGUGUGUCGGUACACUGCAAAGAUGGCACAAAGGUGGCUUUUGAUUUUACAUCAAAAGUAAUCGAUUUUUUUGUAACGUUCAACGAUGUCCGACCGGAACAGGCGGAAGUGUUAGUGGUGUUGCUGGAAGAGGAACUGGUUGCGUAUGAUUUGACAGACGAAACUUUACCACAAAUCAAUGCGCCCUAUUUGCAUUCUUUGCAUGCAUCUGCCGUCACCUGCAAUCAUCUGGUGUCACAAGUAUCACCGGAUGUGUAUGCCAAGAUCAGGCUGGCAGGAGAGCUGCAGAUGGCCGAAUAUAGUUGUAAAAUUUGGCCCAUCACCGGAGGUUUUCUGCCCAACGAACCAGCGGAUGAUGACGAGCAGCCGUUGGAACGAGACGUACUGAUUACCGGUCAUGAGGAUGGAUCAGUGAAAUUUUGGGACUGUUCGGAUGUCUGCUUGACGCCGCUAUUGCACGUCAAAACCGCACCGCUGUUUAACAAUAGCGAUGAUUUCGAGAACAACCUAAACGCAUCUACCGAACAGUUGGAUGAUGGCGAACCUCCAUUCCGUAAGGCUGGUCAGUUCGAUCCCUACUCGGAUGAUCCUCGAUUGGCAGUGAAAAAGGUGCAGCUGUGUGCGCAGACGGGCACGCUAGUUAUUGCUGGCACAGCUGGUAAUAUAGUAAUGGCAAACUUUGAAACAUCGCCCCACGACCCAACUGAUGAAACGCAAACACACGGACCGUUAAUCGUGACUACGAUGAAUUUAGUUAGCGAUCGUGAUGGAUUUGUCUGGAAGGGGCAUGACCAGCUGAAGGUAAAGCGCGCACUGUUGGAAGAAAAUGUGCCUAUCAUCGAGGGAGUGAACUUCACGGGUGUUCUUCAGGUCCUACCACCAGCUGCCAUCACCUGCAUUGCUAUGCAGAGUAAAUGGUCACUGGUUGCAGCCGGAACAGCCCAUGGCCUCGUGCUGUUUGAUUUCAAUAAUCAGUCUCCCGUGCUGCAUAAGUGUACUCUAAAUCCGAAUGAUCUCACUGGUGCCGGGGAAACACUUUCUCGUCGAAAGUCUUUUAAAAAGACAUUACGCGAAUCCUUCCGCCGUUUGCGCAAGGGUCGUUCGACAAGAAACAAUCCAAAUGCUGCCGGUGGUGGACAACAUCCGCAGUCGGUUGCAGAAACGCGUCCGGUAGAACGUCAAAUCGAGGCUCGUCCAGUCGAUGACGGCAUGGGAUCGAUGGUUCGCUGUUUAACCUUUGCGUUAACUUUCAUUACCAAUCAGAAUGUGUACAUUCCGACACUUUGGGCUGGUACAAAUUCCAGCUGCGUGUCGGUAUUCGUCCUACAUCUUCCCCCGAAACAGCCUGCCAUAACAGCAGCUACAGGAGAAAAUGGAACUGACGAUCCGGUACAAUCGGUAGCAGCACCGCAAGGGCUUCCAGUUACUGGCAAAUUGGCCAAGGAAAUUCAAAUGAAACAUCGUGCUCCGAUCAUUGGGAUAGCGGUUGUUGACAGUAAUGGCGUUCCUUUGGAAUUUCAGAACGUGCCUGGACCGGCACCACAUCGGGUGCUAAUUGCAUCAGAAGAACAAUUCAAAAUUUUUUCGUUGCCGCAGCUGAAACCGGUCAACAAGUACAAGCUAACCGCACACGAAGGAGCACGUGUACGGCGCAUUGCAUUCGCUACAUUUAUGUGCACGGUUCCAACUUCUUCUUUGGUGCACUCGAGUCCUCCGAAGUCCAUGCCAAAACCGGUCUCAUCACCGCAAUCAACAGAACAACCAUCCGCCGACAACAACACAACAGUGGCCAACGAAUCGAACGUUGGUUCUGAUGUGACGAAUCAUUACGAAAUAAGUCUACUUUGUCUAACGAAUCUGGGCGAUUGUCUUGUACUGACUGUUCCGGAGCUUCGUCGUCAACUGAAUUCGGCUGCAGUACGCCGGGAAGAUAUCAAUGGCAUUUCAUCGCUGUGUUUCACAAGCCACGGUGAGGCAUUGUACAUGAUGUCAUCUUCAGAGGUGCAGCGGAUCAGCCUUUCCGCUACGAAAGUUAUUGCUCCGAAUGGUAUGAUUGAUGUGGAAGAUUGGUCAACACCGAUCGAAAAUGCUGCAUCAGCCGAAGAAGGCAACGACCAGGAACCACAGACACAAGAAACCCCUCAAGGUGAAGCUUCAUCUGAGCAGGAGGUUGAAAAUGUCUCUGGUUCCGUUGCCGCUGCGAAGAGCGAACCUUCGGUUUCACGCGAAAAAGACACCGGCAGUUCGAUGGCUCUUACAAAUGGCACUUCUAACCCGAGACUUAGCAAUGGUGUUACUAGCGGAGAUGAAGCAUCACCGAACAAAGCCAACGAAACGAUCACCAGCUCGAUUGGUGACAUAACGAUCGAUUCCGUGCGCGAUCAUUUGAAUUCUACAACGACGACCCUUUGCUCUACCACGACUGAGGAAAUUGUCGGUCGGCUUUCCGUAUUGAGUACCCACACAAGCCAAUCUUCGUCCACGGCCAAGAACAGCGAAAUAUUGAGCUUAAAUUCAUCGAACAUAAGCAACCUGAAAGGAAUCGGUGAUACGACGGAGAAAACAUCCAACUCGGCAAUUAUAAAAUCAAUCAUCACCACCGUAAAGCAUGGUUCGAACGUAACAAAUGGCGAAGCGAAAGAAUCGAACAAAACGUCCACAACCACUACUACGACCACAGCAACAAGCACGUCCGUCAACGGAAACGAUUCCGUUCCACCGCCGCUUCCAACGACGGCACCGCCACUUAUCACCUUGCUAAGGAAAGAAAGUCAAUUCUAA